AUGGAAAGGGUCGCUCGAAGAGUACAAGCAAACAUCGAGGCCUUACAAACGAAAUUGGAUCAUGUUCACACGUGGAAUACAACAAGUAGUGUGUCUGAACGUUUUUUAAAAUCUCUGAAUGGGUCUGUAGAACAGAAAAUCAAAGACACAGUGAGAAAAUCGCUUUUAGACUCAGUCCUAGUGGAAUUCAGAGAUGGCAAAAUCAUUUUAUCUCCUCGACUCGUUUUCUUACUACAGAACGAGCGCAUCAUGAACGAAAUACAACGUUUUCUGGAAUCAUUAACUGGACCUCAAUUGGCAAAGGCUUUACACCAGGUCAUUACCAUCGACAUGGAAAACGUUCGAAAAUCCAUCGAUAAGGCGAUCACAACAUAUCAUCAGGAUGAUUUGAAUAGGGCUGACUUUGCCUUCAUGUCUCGCGGCGGCCAAAUUAUCGAUCAUAGUCCCGGUUAUGGUCGUUCUCCGCUGCAGCAGCUUUUCCACAAAAAUCAAGUCCAAGCCGUGAUCCAACCAGGCCGUUACGUUGGAAAAUGUUGGUCUAUGAGAGGAAGCAGCGGUAGCAUCACCAUUCGGCUUUCUGAAAUUGUUCAAAUUGAUAGCAUGACCAUCGAAUAUCCAUCCAUGCAAGUCAUCUUAUCGAUGAAGAAUGCACCUAAAGAUAUACUAGUGUACGGCAGUUUAUUCACAGACCACUGGCGGUGGAUUGGUCAAGUUCAAUACGAUGUUCAAGGUCCCAGUAUCCAGACUUUCCCAAUCGCUAAUCAAGAUGCAUUUUAUUUUCGAAAAGUUCGGUUGGAAAUUAUGUCUAAUUGGGGCGAUCCGACACAUACUGAUAUUUAUCGUAUCCGAAUCCAUGGAAAACCAAUGCUAUCCGCGAGAUGA
Mucor mucedo is the source of this 882-nucleotide messenger RNA. Its product is annotated as UNC-like C-terminal-domain-containing protein. The record is from RefSeq and is a predicted model, not a curated record. Gene Ontology annotation, cellular component: nuclear envelope. Gene Ontology annotation, biological process: nuclear envelope organization. Bases 1 to 882 code for a protein of 293 amino acids. The transcript has a single exon. NCBI's taxonomy places the organism in Eukaryota, Fungi, Mucoromycota, Mucoromycetes, Mucorales, Mucoraceae. Gene Ontology annotation, molecular function: protein-membrane adaptor activity.